This is a messenger RNA of Pristis pectinata (smalltooth sawfish), 2458 nucleotides long. Its product is annotated as pro-adrenomedullin-like. NCBI's taxonomy places the organism in Eukaryota, Metazoa, Chordata, Chondrichthyes, Rhinopristiformes, Pristidae. The transcript is spliced from 4 exons. Gene Ontology annotation, cellular component: extracellular region. The record is from RefSeq and is a predicted model, not a curated record. Gene Ontology annotation, biological process: regulation of systemic arterial blood pressure; positive regulation of heart rate; adenylate cyclase-activating G protein-coupled receptor signaling pathway. Gene Ontology annotation, molecular function: hormone activity. Bases 158 to 661 code for a protein of 167 amino acids.
AGUACACGGCAGCAGAGUCAGUGGAGUCCUCUGGCCCUUGGCGAGUGCUCGGAUUGGAUAUUGAGAAACCAAUCAUCAGAGAGAGAUUAUUGCACAGAAAAUAACUCAGAGACUCUGAAGUCCAGUUCACCAGGUCACACUGGAUCAGAGUAUCAAGAUGGUGAUACUUGCUCUUCUUGCCGUCUUCUGCUUAACCAUUGGAACUCCUGGUGAAGCACAGAUGACUGAUGGAAUUAGACUCAGUGAGCAGGGACUGCCAUCUUCUGACGUCACCACGUUCCUGCGUCAACUGGCAAACACCAAGGAGGAUGGGAUGGACCAACCUGAGCAGAGCACCCCGAAAUCUCGUACCUUCUCUGACAAUGAUCACCUAUUCAUGAAACUAGAUGGCAGUCUGGACAGCAGCACUGCGCCACACGGCAGGGUGAAGAGGCACCGACAUAGCUUGGGGCAAAAUAACUACCUUCGGCAUGGCUCCUGGGGCUGCACCCUCACCACCUGCCAGACACACAACCUGGCCAACUGGUUGUACCAGAUGGCAGCAAACAAGGGCAAGGAUGGCACUGCUCCCAAGAACACAGCGGACCCCCACAGCUAUGGCAAGAAGCGACGGAGAAGAUCCAUCUUCCUCCCGGGCUAUUCAACCAGGUUAGCCCAGUAACAACACCCCGGCUGUCCCCACCCACUCGGUGACAUCCAACUAUGAUGUGCAUCACGGUACUUGCACACCACAUCCUGAAGAACUGAUCUCCUAGGGAAGGCAAGGAACAGGCUUAGACAAAACCCUGUGAAUGCCAUGUGAGAAGAUUUUUCUUUGCCCAGAUACAACAACCAACACCCUCCUCCCUCUCUCUUUGUGUAGUGAAUGAGAGCGAGGGGAGUGGGGAAAUGGCAGGAAUAUUCCAGAACACACUCCAUCUAAUAACUGUUGCAAGAUCUUCUAAAAGAGUAGGUGGAGACAAUAAAUAAAUAAUCAAGCAAGUUACCUGCUCUCUGUAAUUCUCUCUGCUCCAGCCUUACCUACUUUAUGUUUUAUUUAUUAACUGUAUAUUUGUUUCGUACUUGGAGGUUGUCAGGUGUGAGGAAUGGGACCUCUUAUCCAGAGCCCAUCUCAGUACCAGAACUAAGGGGACUGAGAUGAUCAGUUUAGCGUGGCACAGGUGUUGCUACCUGGCUGAGGCACACUGUGUGGUGAAUAGAGGUAAACUUAUGGACCCUCUCCUCUCCAGCACGGUCAAGCUCUUUCUAGUUUGUGUUCAGCUUCUCUGCCUCAUUCCUCCUCCGGGUUCUAUCCAGAAACCAAAGUUGCUGCUAAUUAGGCAGAGUGGGACACUGGACCUCCUGGUUGAACAGCAGUUACUGGCUAAGUGUAUAAAUACAAUGCUUCCAAGUGGACAGGAAUGGAAAUUUUUGACAGCUUGGUCACCAAAUGUCUCCAAAUUAAAGCUAAGAGAUUUAUUUUGUUUGUUGGUCUGAACUCAUAUUCCCCCUUUUAACGAAAGAAGUCAGUUUGUUCUCGGGUUAGUGGAGCAGCUCUGCCCCCAAGUGGUAAUGAUGCGAGUAGCAAGAGAUGAUAAAUUUCCUGACCCUGUGCUGUCGCUCUUUGCACCAGCGGUGGUGGGUCCUCACCAGCCGAUCCUCGUUCUCCAUGAGGAAUGCGGAGGAUCUGGUGAGAUAAUGAAUGCUUGCAAUUUUUUAUGUACCUCGAUUUGUAAGUGCAUGUGUGUAUAUAGGUGUACAUCUACAUAUAUAUGUGUUUGGAUAUGGAUAUGUAACCAAAUGCACCUAUACAUAUAUUUAUAUACAAUGUACAUGGUAUGUAUAUUAUACAUAUGUGUGUAUGUAUAUAAUAUGCAAAGAUAUAUAUAUGUGUAUAAUGCAUCUACUCAUAUAUACAAUAUAUUAUAUGUUAUGCAUAUAUAUUUUGUAUGUAUAUACGUACUGUGUAAUUGGUAUAACACUGGCGUGCACUAAGAAGAGAUGGGCUGAGAACAAGUUACAGAUGUUACAGCUGCACAGAGAUCAGAAUAAGGCCCAUUCCAUGACGUUUCAGCUUCAGUCCUUUCAGUUUUGUCAAAGAUGCCACAUGCAACACAAGACAUUUCCAGCCAAUCUCCCACAGUGGUUGGUAAUUCAAGCAGAGUGACCGUCAGUCUGGCAGAGGGGAUUUGGAGAAGGGAAGUAUUAUUAGUUCAGGCAGUGAGCUUCCCUUGAAUGUUUUAAAAGUAAACAAGGAUUUUUUUCUUAAAUUAUCAACAACAUUUCCUAGCAAUGCACUAAAUACUUUCACUUUAAUACUUGAAACAGGGAGAAGACUUAAAUUAAUGAAUAACUUAACUAAAAUUGCAUUUUGUGUGCAAUGAUGUGCAUAAUGUAAGAGUCAUGUAGAUAGUGUGUUGUACAUUUUUAUAUCACUCAUUAAGGUUUGCUAUUUAAUAAAGUAUAAUCUUUAUGCCAG